Marmota monax (woodchuck) is the source of this 806-nucleotide messenger RNA. It is a transcript of the gene Vamp5, whose product is annotated as vesicle associated membrane protein 5. The record is from RefSeq and is a predicted model, not a curated record. The transcript has 3 exons. Bases 280 to 573 code for a protein of 97 amino acids. Lineage: Eukaryota; Metazoa; Chordata; Mammalia; Rodentia; Sciuridae. Gene Ontology annotation, biological process: Golgi to plasma membrane protein transport. Gene Ontology annotation, cellular component: plasma membrane.
AGAGGAUCAGCAAGGUCAUAUCCUCCGUUUUUGGUCACUGGGCUGGUGAGUGGCAGAGGCAGGAUUUGAACAGGAUACAGAAAGACCCUGCUCUUUGUGACUGAGCUCAGCGCUGAGCCAGGGAAAUCACAAGACAGAACUUGCACCCGCCCAUCCCCAGCAGAUGGGAACAGGACUUCUUGGAUACUCAACAAGAUACAGGAGACAAGAGAGUUGGAGAAGGAGGCAGGGAACGAGUUGGAGCGAUGCCAGAGGCAGGCGGACGAGGUGACGGAAAUCAUGCUCAACAACUUCGACAAGGUCCUGGAGCGUGACGGGAAGCUGGCAGAGCUGGAGCAGCGUUCAGACCAACUCCUGGACAUGAGUUCAGCCUUCAGCAAGACAACCAAGACCCUCGCCCAGAAGAAGCGCUGGGAGAAUAUCCGCUGUAGGAUCUACGUGGGGCUGGCGGUGGCAGGUGGCCUACUCAUACUUUUGAUUGUACUGCUGGCCAUCUUUCUCCCUCAGAGCAGUGGGGACAGCAGUGCCCCACAGGCCCAGGACACAGGCAUUGCCUCAGGGCCUGGGGACUGACACAGCAGGCCUGGGGGAGAGGCUGAAGGGCUUCAGUGGUCAGCUCUGGUCUCCAGAGAACCCUGGUGUUUGUCCCCUUCUGAGCCACCCCAGUGACACCAAAGGGCAACCCUGAGACGUGCACCACUGCACCUCCCAUCUUGCCACAGACUGGUCCUCAGUGGCAGCUUGCCGCACCAGCAAUACCAGGCCAGCCCCACUGGAGCUCAGUAAAAGCCACUGUCUGGCUAAAA